Messenger RNA from Funneliformis mosseae, 1359 nucleotides. Lineage: Eukaryota; Fungi; Glomeromycota; Glomeromycetes; Glomerales; Glomeraceae. The record is from the annotation of a GenBank genome assembly.
AUGGACGAACCAACGCCAAGUUUAGUUGAAUUAGAAAAGCAAACGGCUUUUGGAAAAAGAGAAUUAGAGGAAAUAUUAAAUGGUUUUUCACGGUCAUUCCGUCACGGUCUUGAUAAAGAUGAGAAUACAAUGAUCCCUUCCUUUGUUUGUCGGUUACCAACUGGUACGGAAACUGGUACAUAUCUUGCCUUAGAUUUGGGUGGGACCAAUCUACGCGUGGCAGCUGUUACUUUACUUGGUGAUGGAAAAACAGAAAUUGAACAUAAACAGUAUCCUAUACCUGAAGAGUUAAAGAACGGUGAUGCUGAAUCUUUAUUUAAUUGGAUUGCUGAUGGUACUAAAAGUUUGUUGGAUCUGCCUGGAGUUAAAGCCAAAAUCGCCGAUAAAGAAUUGUACAUGGGCGUAACAUUCAGUUUUCCGAUCAAGCAAACUAAUAUAGAUAAAGGCAAAGUGAUGAAGAUGGGCAAGUCAUUCAAUGUCUCCGGUUUGGUGGAUCAUGAUGUAAUUGAACUCUUACGAGAUGCUUUCGAUCGUCAGGAGAUAAAAGUAAAUAUUCCAGCCAUUGUUAAUGAUACAGUUGGAACCCUUGUGGCACAUGCAUAUAAAGAUCAAAAUACAAUUGUGUCGAUUAUUGUGGGAACGGGAACAAAUGCGGCAUGUAUUGUAGAAUCUAGAGAGAUUAAGAAACAUGUGUUUAAACCUAAUUUUCCUCAAACCAUGAUAGUUAAUACUGAAAUAAGUUUGAUGGGUUCAGACUUUUUAAAAAGAACGAAAUAUGACAAAAUUCUUGAUUCACAAAGUUCUUCGCCGGGGUUUCAACCUUUUGAAAAAAUGGUUAGCGGACUCUAUUUAGGUGAAUUAGUUAGGUUGACUAUCGUUGAUUACGUUAAAAAUUUAAAUUUAUUUGGAGGAGUGUUACCCGGAGGAAUGGAAGUUCCUUAUAGUUUCACCUCCAUUCAAAUGUCAAACAUUGAAAGUGACAAAUCUUCUAAUCCAGAAAAUCUUGUAAAGGUAUUAACAGAAGACUUCAAAUUACCCAAAGAUAGUUUGUCAAAUGAGGACAUGCUUAAAGUUAGAGAAUUGGUGAAAAGGUAUUCGCAUAGGUCAGCGCAAUUAUCGGCAGUGGUUGCCGCAUCGUUAAUUAAAUUUCAAUGUGGAGAUAUUAAAGAGAUUGAAAGAGAGGUUAGAAUAGCGGUUGAUGGAUCAGUUUAUCAUCAUUUUAAUAAGUAUUCUUUCUGGAUGGCCAAGACUCUUAGAGAAAUACAAGACGUCAAGGAAGAUAAAAAAGUAAAGUUGGUUGGAAUUAAAAAUGGUGGUUGUAUUGGUGCUGCUAUAAUAGCGAUGUUGUAUUCUCAUUAG